Molecule: messenger RNA, 1817 nt
Organism: Aspergillus homomorphus CBS 101889
Lineage: Eukaryota; Fungi; Ascomycota; Eurotiomycetes; Eurotiales; Aspergillaceae
Product: GIY-YIG nuclease family protein
Exons: 2
Coding region: 76-1536 (486 amino acids)
Source: RefSeq, a predicted model, not a curated record
CCCUCCCAGCCCCAUUAUCUUUCUGCACCAGCGCGACGGUAGCUGUCGUGUCUGCUCGACUUCUUCAUUAUUUCAAUGGCACACCGAAAGCAUACAGAGUCUGAAAAGGCAGUCCAGCCGACUACUCCACCUGUCGAUACAAUCUAUCCUAGCCCUCCUCCUUCACCACGCUCGCCCAGCAACGCAGGUCUCUCUGUUACAGAGGAAGCAGAGACAAUUACACCCGAGGCGCCACCGAGUAGGAGAGGAUCCGAAGUAAGGGCACGCACCCCAGUUUCCCCUCAAAGCGAACGAGACACGGGUUCCGAUUUGGACGAGCCACCCCAAUGGCCCACCCCCGCGAGCGUGGAAGCUUUCCUCCUGUUCUUCCGCCAACAGCGUAAAUGUGGAGGCUUAACUCUCAAGAAGCCACCUGCACCUUGUCAACGACGUCAAAGGAAAGCCGAGCCAUCGGAGGUCGACGCGGCGAUAUCUUUGUUGAGGCAGCUGCCACGAUCCAUGCCGUGUCACACACUGGCCGACACAUUAAGGAAGCUCGUGCUGCUUACUCAUUGCGAUAAACACGACGGCGAAAAGACAGUCAAUGCUCGAGUGAAUACCUGGCUCAAGGAGUAUUUCCCCCGCCCCAAUGACGCGGCUAUGCUUAUCCAAGAAGCACUGCCCGGCCUCAGUACUAUGUGCCUGGGCAUGGAGAGCAAAGACUGCCCGUGUGAGCAAUUGUUGGGUGGCAGAACUGUCCAGACAAUCGAGCAGAUCUUGAGCAAAAUCAAAGACCCUGUGGUCUACCUGAACGACAAACGGCUAGCAAUCUGGCUGAAGAGGCUUGGCCAAAACGCCUUCUGCUCCCUGCAUCGGAAAAAACAGUCUCCGCUGCUUUUGGAGCGAUGCCUCGCCGAAAUUGCAGUCGCUCGGCACUGUCAGGUCCAGGAAACAAGGAUCGACCACGUUUCGGAGGAUCCAGAUGAAGCAGACGAAUUCUGGCAAGCCCCAGGAUAUGAUAUAUCGCCAUUCCAUCUCCUUGCGACCAGCAGUCCGAGUAUCGAAGGCUGCUGGAUGCCGGCCAAAGCUUAUCAAGAAACAAUCAGCAAAUCCCUCGCAUCGCGAAACACCAAGCCAGGCUCUAUUUAUGCCUAUACUGUGGCUGGAAAUGAGCGAUAUCUUAAAAUUGGCUAUACCUGCAGACAAAUCUCGGAAAGACAUGCAGAGUGGACAUUUAGUUGCAACAGGGAGGUUAUAAGUCUCUAUCCCGCUGCGUCCGCUGUGGGCAGGCAAGUUGAUUAUCCACAGCUGGUUGAAAGCCUAUGCCAUGCAGAGCUUCGGAGGCACAGGAUUAGAAUCUACUGUGGAGCCUGCCAAAAGCAGCACGUGGAAUGGUUCGAUGUCUCCUCGGAUAGGGCAAUCAUAGUCAUCGAGAAGUGGUCCCAAUGGAUGACUAGGUUGGCCGACCAUCGGCCCAACUGGAAGAAUGCGGUGAAGGCAAUAGUGCGAGGGGCUUCAGACCUUGAGGCAUCGUUGCAAGAGUUGACGCAACUCUAAACAACUAACAUCUGUUAUUUGAGAAUUACACUGAACUUUCUGUCACUGCCGCAGAGCCUCAGUAGUGAGGUGGCCGCAGCCAUGGGCGCUUAGUAGGCAAUGCUAUAGUUAUGAUGUAAGACAAAGGCAGUCGCGUUAUGAACAUAAUGAAACGUGGAAAUGCCGCCAGUGUGUCCGGUCGACAAGUGCAGCCCUAGCGUCAAAUUCUCGGCGGUAACGAUUUGCUUUAAAAUUAGAAGAAGCCACAGGAAUUAUGCCAUCAUAAGUCCUAGAGAGAAAAU